Candidula unifasciata is the source of this 837-nucleotide messenger RNA. The record is from the annotation of a GenBank genome assembly. NCBI's taxonomy places the organism in Eukaryota, Metazoa, Mollusca, Gastropoda, Stylommatophora, Geomitridae.
AUGAUAGUGGUGAUUGUCCGCACCCCCAGACUCCACAACUUCGCCAACGUUUUCGUGACCUCCCUAGCUCUGACAGACGCCAUUGUUGGACUGGCGACCUUGAUCGGCGGAACCGCCUUCGUUGUUGUGGAACCUUCAGACUGGAUGUUCGAAAAAAUACAAGCUGCAUUUACUGUUUGUUACAUGGGAACAACAUUUGGGUCGUUUCUCCAUGUUGCUGUCAUUGCCAUAGAACGCUAUGCAUAUAUCGUGCAUCCUUUCUGGUACUACAGAUGGAUCAACAAACAGUUGGUGACCAUCAUUCUCGCAUCCACGUGGAUUCUUGUGGCCGUCUAUACGCUGAUAAUUUCUAUAAUUUUACAGAACAGUUUUGUUUGUUUAUUUGAUGCUUUCACACAUUUGGAUAUCUUCUACGUCGACAGCUGUAUCUCAUUGCUGCUUCUCUCCCUCACACUGAUGGCAUAUUUCCGAAUUGCUGUUCUGUCACUGAAACAUCGCCGAUCUGUGACAGCAGUAAAUGUUGCCGUACUGUCAGCCAGCAACGUGACCCAACGAGCAGGUAUCCGAACUAACCUCCAGGAAAACAGCUGGAGAGAUGUUCGGAAAACCCUCAGCUUCUAUUUGGUAAUGACUGGUUCUUUGGCUGCCUUCACAUUUCCGUUGACAGUUUUUGCGUUACUAGCCAGAUUCAGUUCUAAGAUGGACACCAAUGUCUUGACUCUGUUCAUGUUUUUGCCGAUAUUGCAGUCAGGUUUCAAUUUCUUCAUUUUUAUUUUUAUGAGUUCUGAUUUCAAGCAGGUUGUGCAUAAUUUAUUUUUGGGUUGCUUUGUCAAUUAA